AAGCCCCCAACACCUCACAAGCCGGCAAUUAGUGCCACUUCUUUGCUUAGUUAAUCGGAAACCAACAAACAAACCCUUGGUCAAAUAUCCCAAGCUCUCUCUUCUUCUACCUCCGUUCCUCUCUCUUUCUCUCUCUCUCUCUCUUCCGUGAAUCUAUCCUGUAAGCGCCCUGCGUUACCUGGCCGCCGAGCGCCGCCGCCUCAACCCAUCCCCGACCGCCCCCCGCCCCCGGCCGGCUCGAGCGCGUGGCGUCGCGGUUCUUCGUCGUUCGGGGCAUCGCGUUCCUGGCCUGCCGUCUCCACCCAUUCCGCUGAGGGCCAUUUGGGGUCUCGAGGAAGGUGGCCGUUACCUGAAAUCGCAUCAGGCUUUGGCUGGUGUAGCGGUAAGUUGCUUCAGAUAGAAAAAUAACCAGAGAUCAUAGAUGAUCUGGAGAUGGCGAGGAGCUGAGAGUGCCUAGAGAGCGUGACAAGUGGGAGGAAGGGGCCAGCAGCAAGGACAUGACUGUCAUGCCGCCUCAGCGCAAUCGGCCCGCUGCCAAGAAGCCCAUGUGGAUAAUCGUGCUCUUGUGCAUGGUUUGUGUUAUGUUGAUUGGGGCUUAUGUGUACCCGCCGCGCAAGUACUCGCAGUGCUACCUCUCUGCAUCUAGUGUCUGUACAUCUUUCAAGGAUUGGCUCCCUUCCAUAGGCCGUCGGGAGAAGACUGAUGAGGAGAUUAUUUCAGCGGCAGUUAUGAAGGAUAUUCUUGCAAUGCCAAUGUCUGCGUCGAAGAGUCCGAAGAUCGCUCUUAUGUUCUUGACACCUGGUUCAUUGCCCUUUGAGAAAUUGUGGGAGAAGUUUUUGCAGGGUCACGAGGGGCGAUACUCCAUCUAUGUGCACGCGUCGCGUCAGAAGCCUGUGCAUUCUAGUUCUUUGUUUGUUGGCCGAGAUAUUCACAGUGACGCGGUAGUAUGGGGAAAGAUUUCUAUGAUUGAUGCAGAGAAGAGACUAUUAGCCAAUGCUCUGGAAGAUGCUGAUAACCAAUUUUUUGUCUUGCUUUCUGAUAGCUGUGUUCCGCUGCAUUCAUUUGACUAUGUCUAUAAUUACCUGAUGGGAACAAAUAUUAGUUUCGUUGACUGCUUCCAGGAUCCUGGUCCACAUGGAAAUGGAAGGUAUUCUCUCGAGAUGCUUCCUGAAAUAGAGGAGAGGGAUUUCAGAAAGGGUGCCCAGUGGUUUGCAAUUACACGGAGACAUGCUUUAUUGAUUCUGGCGGACAACCUUUACUACAAGAAAUUCAAGCUAUAUUGCAAGCCAGCAGAUGGACGCAACUGUAUUGCUGAUGAGCAUUAUUUGCCAACACUAUUCAAUAUGGUAGAUCCUGGUGGGAUAGCUAAUUGGUCGGUUACACAUGUUGAUUGGUCCGAGGGGAAAUGGCAUCCAAGGUCAUAUAGAGCUGAGGACGUCACCUAUGAUCUCUUAAAGAAUAUAACAGCUGUUGAUGAGAACUUUCAUGUAACAAGUGAUGAUCAGAAACUUGUGACACAGAAGCCAUGUUUGUGGAACGGAUCAAAGAGUCCAUGCUACCUUUUUGCUAGAAAAUUUUAUCCCGAAACUGUUGACAAUUUACUGAAGAUAUUCACCAGUUACACAUCUGUUUGAGUUCAACCUGAUUCUUUGCCCUCAACACAUGGUUCAACUACAUGAGCAUUCUUUUCUCUUUGUGUAAAAAUUGUGAAGUGAAUCAAUACUUAGCUUCGUAACACGGACCUGGGCCUCGGGGGACAUGUUGCUGCUGCAGCGAUUGCGACGACCUGUAGUUCAGUCCGUGGGUAGGGCUGCGGCGACAUUUAUAGCAAUGACACUGCCCUUGAUGUAAUCUAUUGUGCCUUCUGUAUGUUUUUCUUUAGUUCUCCCCUCACUACUUAGCAUCAUUAGUUCCUUGCUCUUGGAGAACAGAUUUUUGUCAAUAUGCCGAGUUGUUAUUAUAUGAUCAAUUCUUUUGUACACACAGAGAUACAGUAACCGAGAAGUACCCCACAUAUCUUUAUAAUCUUCUCAUUCUUGUUGGAUA
This is a messenger RNA of Brachypodium distachyon (stiff brome), 2046 nucleotides long. RefSeq lists its product as uncharacterized. The record is from RefSeq and is a predicted model, not a curated record. The transcript has 11 exons. Gene Ontology annotation, molecular function: glycosyltransferase activity. Bases 498 to 1634 code for a protein of 378 amino acids. Lineage: Eukaryota; Viridiplantae; Streptophyta; Magnoliopsida; Poales; Poaceae. Gene Ontology annotation, cellular component: membrane.